This is a messenger RNA of Ectocarpus siliculosus, 1717 nucleotides long. NCBI's taxonomy places the organism in Eukaryota, Phaeophyceae, Ectocarpales, Ectocarpaceae. The record is from the annotation of a GenBank genome assembly.
CCGGUACCUGAACACGUACCACGACGGGAUUAGCGACGAGGCACAGGGAGUGGAACAAGUUCGAGGAGAAGGAUUACGUGGAGCUAGGGUCUAGCGGGCUCAUGGUUUUUAGGAUUGGGUAUGGUGGGAUGAUGGUCGGGGGCCAGAUGAGCGAGGAGCAAACGCACGAAACACUCAACCACGCUUUUGACGUGGCCGGUAUGAACUGGUUGGACACGUCCGAGAGCUUCCCGCACCCUAUUCUUCCGGAGCACGCGCACAAGGCUGACCCGAUCAUUGGCUCCUGGCUCAAGGGGCGAGAUAGGUCUAAGGUUAUCCUCUGCACGAAGGUGGCGGGGCGGCACGAGCAGAUGACUUGGCUUCGCAAGGACGGCACCUUCCCCAAGCUCACCCGCGACCACGUGAUGGAGAGCGUGCACGGCAGCCUUGAGAGGAUGGGCACGGACUACAUCGAUGUCCUGUCUUUCGGAGACUGGCCAGAGAGACAAACACAGCACCCCGGAAACUAUUUCUGGAAAAAAUCGGACGAGCACCAGACGUACAUGGACUUUGAGGAGCAGCUCAUGAUCGUCCAGGAGCUCAAGGAGCAGGGGCUGGUGCGUCACGUGGCCACGGCGGGCGACACGGCGUUCGGGGUUACUCGGUACUGCGAGCACGCGAUCUGGGACGAGCUGCCGAAGAUCGCCUUCUGCACCCAGGAGUACAACCUCUUCACGCAGAACAAGGUCGAGUUCGACCUUGUGGAGGCGUGCACCCCGAGGCAGGAGAACGUGGCUAUCGUGGCUACCCAGACCUUGGGGGGGGGUGUCUUCAGCGGCAAGUACCUGUACGAGCGCAACCAGUGGGACAGGAAAACGGGGCUCCGUCUGAACGACUACCCCGGCUUCCAGGGGCGGUACAACUCCCCGAGGAUGCGCAGCCAGCUCGACGUCUACCAGAAGAUCGCGAGCAAGUACGACAUGUCCGUGCACCAGCUGGCCACGGCCUUCGUCCACAACAAGCCGUUCAUCACGGCCGCCCUGGUCGGCGCGACGAACAAGUACCAGAUCGACCAGAACAUCGCCGCCCUCGAUACCGUCCUCCCGGAAGAAUGUUGCAGGGACAUUAUCGCGGUGCAAGACGCCGACAUCGAGCCCAUGCUGGGCCCUUCCGAGGUGGAGCCCAUGCUGACGGCCUACCAGGACAACCUGGGCCAGGAGUUCGCCAACGUGGACGACGAGAACACCAACUUCUGGGGCAGGAUCGACGGUGACUACGAGGGGCCGUGAGACCGUUUCGGUCCACAGCGGCGGCGGCGGCGGCGGCGGUGUACCACUAUUUGUUUAGCAUCCGUUGGCGCGUGCGGGUUGCUGUGCCCCCGACCGAGCAGAAAAGACACGGAUGUGUAGUAUGUGGUGUUCUUGGCAAGAUCGGUUCAAUCGUCCAUUAAAGACGGGAACAAACGUGGGUGUAGGUUGGGCGUUGGUUGCAUUUUUCGUCGUCUUGACGCUUGGACACGUGAGGGGAAGAAGCCUGCAAGAAGAUAGCUAGCGGUUUCGGUGUGUGCGCCAACGGGGGCGCGCACCGAAUUUUAGUCUGGCACAGCAGGAAAGGAUGAAGUGCGAGUGCGAUGGAUAACCGCUGUUUUUUUCGGCAUCGAUCGGUCGACUAGUGCAUGCUCAACACGAGGAAUAAGAACGAUGACUACAGGCAACACCGUAGUGUUGUUACUUGUUAC